Messenger RNA from Ciona intestinalis (vase tunicate), 5279 nucleotides. NCBI's taxonomy places the organism in Eukaryota, Metazoa, Chordata, Ascidiacea, Phlebobranchia, Cionidae. The record is from RefSeq and is a predicted model, not a curated record.
GCAUUGUGUAUGCUUUUACAGUGCUAGGAAGAAUGCGAUUUAAAAUUUAAGGUUAUUUUGAAUUGCAUGGUUUUCCAAGUGUUACCAUGUUAUUGUGUAUGUUGUCAUGACGAUGACGGAAAGUGAAUCCUAUCAAGAAAGGCAGGAAAAUGAACUUGAAUUGCUUCACUCCAUAUUUGGUGAGGAGAUUGAAGAUCUGAGGAAAUUGGACAAAUGGAAGGUGGUCCGUCCUCCAGAGAUCAUUCUCUAUCUUCAUCCACAGGAAGGGAUGAGCGGAAAGAAAGAAACUUUUACCAAAAUUGACCUCAAAAUAAAAUUUACACCAACUUACCCAGACAGUUUCCCCGAGUGUAAACUGGAGAAUGCGAAAGGUUUAUCAGAAGAUGCCAUAAAUGAUUUGGAAUCUGGGAUUAAAAAUCUCUACAAGUCAUUACAGGGUGAAGUAAUGGUGCUCGAAAUUGCUCAGUUUGUUAAGGAGUUCCUGCAUACACACAAUGUCCCACAAUGUAACUCGGUGUACGAGGAAAUGGUAAAAAACAAACAAAGACAGCUUGAAAAAGCUGCACAGGAAGAGGAAAAGAAAAAGGAAAUUGAAAGAAGAAAAAAGGAAUUAAAGAGGAAAGAGAUAGAAGAAGAACUAGCAAGGAGGCAAAACGAAGAAAAACAAAUUCGUAAACUUAUGAGGGAGGGCAGAGAUCAGAACCAAUCAUCUCAAGACCACACACGCCGACUUUCUGAAGAUAUUCCGAACGGCAAUGGCAGUCAUGGGAAGUCUACAGGAGUCGUGGAUUUAAAAAUCAAUGGAAAACUUCCACGAAUAAUACAUAAAGGGCAAACAUUAGACUACAUUGGAAGAUCCACACAAAAACUUAAAAAGAUCCAGAAGCAUAUCGAGAUCUGCCAUUUAAACACCACCAGUAGUGGUAGCAAUGGAUCAACAGUAUACGCGGGCAUGGAUGCAAACACAGGUGAACUAGUUGCAGUUCAUUACUGGAACAUACCAUGUCCUAUGAGGAAUUCAAUGCUCACUGACGCAGAACGAGCUAAACUCGAUAAAUAUAUGAAAACAAUUAACACAAUUGAGCAGGAGUUGAAUUCUUUGGUGAAAUUCUCCCACAAACACCUAGUGCCCUACCUUGCAAUGAGAUAUAGCCAUGUUGAAAGUAGUAUUGAACUUCAUAUUGUGGAGAAAUAUAUAACAGGUGCAAGCCUUCAACAAAAACUCACAAGUAGAGACAGAGUUGGAAUUGACGCUGUUAGAACUUAUUCUGAGCAACUUUUAUCUGCGCUUGACUGCCUACAUAAAAAGUCUGUUGUACAUAAGAAUCUUAAGGCGAGCAGUGUUUUCUUAAGCACCAAGGGAUCCAUCAAGCUUGCAGAUUACAGCAUAGAGAAAAGAGUAAUAGACUUACAUAAUGAGUCCCGUAUUGAACAGCCUGGUGUUCGAUUCAGUGAAGAUCGAAUUCCUGCUCGAAAUACAAAGAAAGGAGAUAUUUUGCGGUUGGGUAUGUUGAUACUGUCACUUGCACAAGGACAAACAAUACAGGAUUAUCCUCCAGAAAUACCAGCGAGCUUUCCACUGGUUUUCCAAAACUUUCUUGAGAAAUGUCUUGUGGUUGAAGACAGGCUUCGUUAUACAACAUCUGAACUCUUGGAUCAUGAAUUUAUCAAGCCAAGUGUCACCAGUCCUAUCCUUGACAUCGAUCUUCCUUUGGAGCAAAAUCCGAGUCCGUUUGAUGAAGAUAAGAUGGAUGAUGUCCUUGCAACAUCCGAUGCUCCAAGACCAACUCUCUCUCGUCUCCACUCGGAGUUUGAGAAGUUAGAAUGGCUUGGGAAGGGAGGGUAUGGGGACGUGGUGAAGGUAAAGAACAUAAUAGACGGACGAGAUUACGCAAUCAAACGUAUUCUACUGAACCCACAUCGAUCCCUGUUUAAUAAAAAGAUAACGAGAGAAGUGAAACUUUUGUCUCGGUUAAACCAUGAGAAUGUUGUCAGAUAUUACAACUCGUGGAUUGAAACAGUUGAAUGUUGGGAAGAUGAUGUUUCAACAAAUUCAUCUAACCCAACAACAACAACAACAACAACAAAUGAAACAAAAUCAAACGUAUCAGAUCGUAUCAAUUCACUUGGUUUUUAUGAUAAUAUUGAGGUUCUAGCGCCACCUCCUGUCGCAUCUAGCGUGUCAGAUUGGAGCGUUUCAUUGGAGGAGGUGAGUCGUUGUCGUGACGACGAGGAAGAUGAUGACGAAGAUGUGUUCAAGACUAUCUAUGUUGACGAGGAUGACUCCGAGAGCAUCAAGUUUGAUCACAGUGAUGAAGAAGAAGAUGAGAUGGUGGAAGAAUCAACUAAUGAUGGCAAAACGUCUCGGAGUGAAGAAACCACCGUCACUAGUUCCGCGUCAUCAAAAUCGCUUGUGACUCAGCGAUUUCUAUACAUACAGAUGGAAUAUUGUGAGAAGAGCACACUGCGUCAAACCAUUGAUGCUGGCGUUUGUAAUGAACCUGAGAGAAUGUGGAGAUUAUUCAGGGAAAUUCUUGAAGGAUUGGUUCACGUACAUGAGCAAGGCAUGAUCCAUAGAGAUCUAAAACCACAGAAUAUUUUCCUCGAUAAAAACGACCAUGUUAAGAUUGGUGAUUUUGGUCUUGCUACUGCACAAGCUAGAGUGACACUAGCUGACAGCUCUGAAGAGAUUUCAAAAUCCGAAACUGGAGACAGUGUAUAUUCUGGUGUGGUGGGAACUGCAUUAUACGUGGCACCUGAACUUAUGGUUACUGGUAAAAGAUCACUGUACAGUCAAAAGGUUGACAUCUACAGUGUUGGAAUCAUUUUCUUUGAAAUGUCAUUUCCUGGUAUCCAAACUAAGAUGGAACGAGUCAAAGUUCUUGGGAACCUUAGAACUUCUUCCAUAACCUUCCCAUCUGACUUUGAUGAAGCUGCCAUGCCUCGUGAAGCUGAGAUAACUCGAUGGUGUUUGGAUCACGUGCCAAACAAACGACCAACUGCAUCUGAACUUCUAAAGUGUAGAUUAGUUCCAACUCCUGUACUAGAAGAAUCCAAUGUACUUGAAGCAGUUCGUGAAAUGUUAAGCAAUCCAGACUCAAAGCCGUAUAGAUUAGUUAUGGAUGAAGUUUUCAACCAACCAGAAAACCCAACUUCAUCUGUUAUAUACGACAUUGAAAUGCAUAAGAAACAUUUUUCUGAGACACAGAAUGUCGCACAACAGCAAACAUUUGACAUUAUAUCUUCCCUACUACGUUGCCAUGGAGCUGUGCGGGUCAAUCCUCCGCUCUUGUUACCUAAAUGUGGUUCAGAGAAUGAUGCAAAUGAAGCUGCAGUGCUAAUAGGGGUUGGCGGUAAUGUCGUAUCACUGCCUUAUAUUCUAAGGAUUCCACUGGCUCGUUUUAUUCUGUGUAAAGGAAUCACAAACAUUAAAACUUACGCCAUUGAAAAAGUUUUCCGAGCAAGAAAAUAUGCGAGGUCCCGACCUAAGGAAUUAUGGGAAUGUUCGUUUGACAUCAUUUCCCCCUCAGUGGGAGGUCUCGCUCCCGACGCGGAAGUGAUCUCUGUUGUUUCCGAGAUCAUCUCCCAAUUCCCAUCUCUCUCCUCCCAGAAGUACGAGGUUCGGAUCAACCACUUAUUGGCGCUAGAGUCAAUACUAACAUACUGUGGUCUCGAUGAAAGCCACCACACGGAGGCGCUCAAUGCACUCGCUUCAUGCAGUGGCCUCUCUAAAACACAGCUCCACAACUGCAUCAACAGCUUGCCUCUCAAUGCUCAACAGGUUGCUUCCCUUCUUACAUUCAUCCAAGUCCAAGGCCCGCUGUCCCGGGUUCAAACCUCGCUGCGGUCGAUUACCCGGAACAAGCACUCACCCGCGUCGUCCAGAGCACGACAGGCGCUCCACGAACUCGAAGCUCUUCGGAAAAAUCUUGAUUCUUUAAACUUGACACUACCUGUUGUGUUUGAUCUUGGUUAUUCUCAUAAACACCACAACCAUUAUAAUGGCAUCAUAUUUAAAGUUUCAGCGGAAAUCCAAAAGAAAAAAAGGACAGCAAUUGAUGUGUUGGCCAUCGGUGGUCGAUAUGAUAAACUGCUCACAACCAUGUCUGUAUUCAACAUGUAUGACAGAGAUGGGGAACAGAAGUUAACACCUAAGCAUGCUGUGGGUGUUAGUAUUGCUGUGGAGAAAAUUGUAGGAUCCGUAAUGGAAGAAAACAGUCUUUGUAGCUCAACAAGUAUGAGUGGCAGCAAUGACCCCACUGUGACAUCACAAUUAUCCCACCACGCUGCAGUUGACGUGCUGGUUUGUUCCGUGGGGCGGACUCUUAUGUUGCACGAACGAUUGAGGGUUGUAAGAUCUCUAUGGGAGGCCUCGAUAGCAGCAGAAACCGUUUAUGAUCGCGGGGCAAUGGAAUCAAUGCAAGAAGUGCAGGAGAAAGCUCAAGAAAGAGGGAUCCGCCAUCUUGUAUUUUUAAGCGAGAAAGAAAGUGGCUCCCCGUUAGUACGAUCAUUGACGCACGACCCGCUGUUACGCUCUACUGAACGCAGAGUACCGCUGGAUCAGUUGGUGGAUUAUUUGUUAAAACGAUUGAAAGAAGUUGAAUCAACUGUAUCAAUGAAAUCUUCCUCAUCGGGGUUCUCUGCAUCACACGAGUCCUCCACUGUUACCAUGACGAACAAUAGUGCUCGUCAAAUCAGCAUCGAGGUUGUUCCUCCCGAGAAACUUGCCUCACAUUUAAGGAAGAGAUAUGAGUCUGAAGUUAUGACCAAACUUACAAGUCUACCUAUGAUGUCCCACAUUCAAUCUAAAGCUCAAAUUUGUGCCCUUGCGGUUGAACUGCCAUCACCAGUUAUGAAGAGCAUGGGAUGUGCUCUUGAUCUUUCUCACUCUGAGGAAGAGUUUAACUCUUCUCUUGCCCAUCAUCUACACACUGUAUCCAAGUAUAAAAAAUACUUGUCCUAUAUCGCUGAGAGAAUUUGCGAGGCAAAAUUCGAACGAGAAAUGACUUUCAUCAUUCUUUACAGCUACAAAGACCAUGGCUACUGUCUUUUGAUAUGAGUUCCUAAGAAACUCAUCAGAUGGUACAAUAGAGUGUAACAAUGUGUACCUCGUGUUUUAGUUUAUUUUUGUUCCAACAUAUAAAGACGUUUUAGUGUCACUUGAGCAAUCAUGUGUUUGUUUUACUGAUUUUCCAGCUUGUAGCCAUUUUUGCAACUUGCGCCUUUGCUUUUGUAUUAUUGCGUUUAUGCUCUCAAAUACACCAUAAUAUAAACUAUUA